UCAGCGGCUGGUGAUGGUGGCGGCCUCUCGUCAGACUAGCAGCAGCAGCAGGAAGAAGAAGAAGGGAUGUUUGCAUCCAGUGAAAGGAUAACAUCACUUGUGUACGAGCUUUUAUAAAUUGAAAAAAAAGAUAUUAAAACCACCGAAGAGUCUUAUCUGGCUGAGUCCUCUGGGAUUGAGCCGUCUCUGUGUGGAGCUGAAACAGGGGGAGAAGAUGUCCCUCUUCCAGUCGGCGCUGGAUUUCCUCGCCGGGCCCGGCUCGUCUGGAGCGGCCAGCCGGGACCAGAAUGACUUCGUCGGACAACUAGUCGAGCUCGGUGACAUGAAGCUAAGGAUCAAGAGGGUGAUCGCGGAAGGUGGGUUUGCCUUUGUGUAUGAAGCUCAGGACAUGGGCAGCGGUAAAGACUACGCCCUCAAGAGGCUGCUGUCCAACGAAGAAGAGAAGAACAAGGAGAUCAUACAGGAAGUCUGCUUCAUGAAAAAGCUGUCAGGUCAUCCAAAUGUGGUUCAGUUCAGCUCUGCUGCCUCCAUCAGCAAGGAGGAGUCAGACACCGGGCAAGCGGAGUUCCUGAUCCUCACUGAGUUGUGCAAAGGUCAGCUGGUGGACUUCAUAAAGCGAGUGGAGCAGAGGGCUCCCCUGUCAUGUGACACAGUGCUGAAAGUCUUCUACCAGGCGUGCCGUGCCGUGCAGCACAUGCACAAACAGAAGCCCCCAGUCAUACACAGAGACCUCAAGAUUGAGAACCUCUUGAUUAGUAACCAGGGCACCAUCAAGCUGUGUGACUUUGGCAGCUCCACCACAGUGUCACAUUACCCCGACUACAGCUGGUCGGCACAGAAGAGGUCCAUGGUGGAGGAUGAGAUCACAAGGAACACUACUCCAGCGUAUCGAACACCAGAGAUGAUCGACCUGUACUCCAACUUCCCUAUAAAUGAGAAACAAGACAUCUGGGCCCUCGGAUGCAUCCUCUACCUGUUGUGUUUCAAGCAGCACCCAUUUGAGGAGGGUGCAAAGCUGCAAAUCGUUAAUGGGAAAUACUCCAUCCCUCAGAACGAUGUCAAGUACACUGUGUAUCACGAACUCAUACGUUCCAUGUUAAAGGUGAAUCCAGAGGAGCGUCUGUCCAUCACAGAGUUGGUCAACCAGCUCCAGGAGAUAGCAGCAGCACGCAACGUCAACCCUAAGUCUCCCAUUACAGAGCUGCUGGAGCAGAACGGAGGUUUUGGCAACAACGGAGCCCAGCCGCCCACCCAGAUCCACAACGUUCACAACAAUGCAGGCAUGUAUGAUCCUGAUCAGUCCGGCAGCGGCAUCCUGGAUAUCUUAAGAGGAGGAACAGAGCGCUUCCUGACAAACAUAAAGGACACUUCCUCUAAGGUCAUCCAGUCAGUAGCCAGCUAUGCCAAAGGGGACCUGGAUAUUUCAUAUAUCACCUCCAGAAUAGCAGUCAUGUCUUUCCCAGCAGAGGGGGUUGAGUCUGCGAUAAAGAACAACAUUGAGGAUGUCCGACUGUUCUUGGAUUCACGUCAUGCUGGCCACUAUGCUGUCUACAACCUCUCCAAACGAUCAUACAGGCCUUCUCGAUUUCACAACAGGGUUUCAGAGUGUAAAUGGCAAGUUCGCCGUGCCCCCAACCUCCGCAGUCUCUACAGUGUAUGUAAGAACAUGCAUCUAUGGCUCAAACAGGACCAGAGGAACAUCUGUAUAGUGCACUGUCUGGACGGCAGGGCAGCAUCAGCAGUGGCAGUGUGCUCCUUCCUGUGUUUCUGUCGUCUUUUCACCACAGCUGAGGCUGCUGUCUACAUGUUCUCCAUGAAACGAUGCCCACCCGGCAUAGCCCCCUCACACAAGAGGUAUAUAGAGUAUAUGUGUGACAUGAUGGCAGAGGAGCCCAUUAUCCCCCACAGCAAACCCAUAGUUAUUCGCUCCAUCGUCAUGACACCCGUGCCGCUGUUUAACAAGCAGCGUAAUGGGUGCAGGCCAUUCUGCGAAGUCUAUGUUGGAGACGAGAGGGUCCUCACCACAUCACAGGAGUACGACAGGAUGAAGGAUUUUAAGAUGGAGGAUGGGAAAGCGGAGAUUCCCCUGAAUGUGACAGUCCAAGGAGAUGUACUGGUGGUGAUCUAUCAUGCAAGAUCUACACUGGGAGGACGUCUACAGGCCAAAAUGGCAUCAAUGAAGAUGUUUCAGAUCCAGUUCCACACAGGCUUUGUCCCCAGAAAUGCGACCACUGUAAAGUUUGCCAAGUAUGACCUGGAUGCCUGUGACAUUCAGGAGAAGUACCCAGACUUGUUCCAGGUCAACUUGGACAUCGAGGUGGAACCCAGGGAUAGACCCAGCACCAAGUCUCCUCCAUGGGAGGGCUUCCAAACCAAGGGCCUCAACCCCAAAAUCCUUUUCUCCUCUCGUGAAGAACAGCAGGAGAUCCUCAGCAAAUUUGGUAAACCCGAACUGCCUCGUCAACCAGGCUCCUCAGCAUUUUAUGACUCAGAAAUGUCCCAGCCAGCACAGACCCCAGAAAGCUCCAACGCAACAGAUCCAGAGUCUCCUGAGAGCACUGAUACCAACGCCAACAACUUCUUCCAGACACUGGAUUGGGAAGAUGUAGGCAGCCCUCAGGAUGCAACAGACAGUCAAGGGGGAGGAUCCCUGAAUGACCAAGAGGACCUGAGUGAUCAGUCAGAAGGAGAAUCUUACUCUUAUUCUGCUCCCAGUGGGGAGGUUCUGUCACGAGACCCCAGCGAACCACUGUUUGACGCAGAUUUCGAGACCUCCACUCCUGCAGCCCAGGACUCUCCUGCCAAUGACACAGCUGACCUCUUGGGGUUGAACGCUGACUCUGAACAUCCUCCAGUGUCCUCAUCAUCUUCCUCUUCCGCACCUCAUCAAGGAGCCCAGGGAGGUCUGAAAGCCUCCUCCAGCAACAGUGACCUCCUCAAUGACCUGUUUGCACCCCCUGGUGGGCAGACAGGAGCAGUGCAGGAAGAUUUGUUCUUCAGCGGGGCAACCAGCCAGGCCACACCAGACCCAAAACCCAUGGGCGACCUGUUUGAUCCGUUCGGGAUGGGGUCCAGCUCUGGCGUUGGCUCCAGUGUUGGUUCAUCACGUCAAGCAUCUGGACCGGACAUAUUUGGAGACCUGUUGGGUUCUGAUAGUUCUGCUACCAGUGGGUUUAGUUCAGCUCACGGUAACCCCGCCCCUGCCUCCAACACCAGCCUCUUCAACCUCAAUAAGAUAGUGAAUGAUGUUCCUAAGAUGACCUCAUCUGCCAGUCAACCAGACCUGCUGGGGGGCUGGGACAGCUGGGCAGCUGGCACAUCUGCUGGAAUGAACUCCACCGCCAGCAAACCCACCUACACCAACACGGCUUCUGGUACAUCAUCUAUGUCGAAGGCCAAGUCUCAGACCUUUGAUCCUUUUGCCGAUUUAGGAAACCUGGGCUCUAAUCUGCCAGGUUCCUCUAGCAGUAAUUUCUCCAAGGCUUCUUCAAAGGCUCCUUCCUCCUCCUCCUCUUCUGCCUCUACUAAGGUUCCAGGUCAGCCCUGGCAGUCUGGAAGACCUGUCUCGGCCCACAACAAACCCUGGAUGUCUGGAACCGGGUCUGCACCCAAAGCAACAGUAACACCAACACCCCAGCCUGCAGCUGCACAGCCCAGCAAACCGAACUACAACCUCAACUUCUCCAGUGUCAUUGGAGGAAGGGAGGAGAGAGGAGUUCGUGGGCCUGGAUUUGGGCCUAAGCCGAAGGUAAAGGAGGAUGAUUUUGGGGACCUGCUGUCAACUCAGGGUUUUUCCUCCAAGCAUGAUAAAAAAGGGCCAAGAACCAUUGCUGAAAUGAGGAGACAGGAGAUCACAAAAGACAUGGAUCCACUUAAACUACAGAUUUUGGACUGGAUUGAGGGAAAGGAGCGAAACAUACGAGCGCUGCUGUCAACUCUGCACACGGUGCUGUGGGAGGGUGAAACCCGCUGGAAGCCUGUGGGCAUGGCUGAUUUGGUGACACCUGACCAAGUGAAGAAGUACUACAGGAAAGCUGCACUGGUCGUCCAUCCAGAUAAGGCAACAGGUCAGCCUUAUGAACAUUACGCUAAGAUGAUCUUCAUGGAACUAAAUGACGCCUGGUCAGAGUUCGAAAACCAGGGAUCCAAAGCACUCUUCUGAAACCCCUGGUCUGGAUCCCAGCUAGACCAGACCAAAC
This is a messenger RNA of Scomber japonicus (chub mackerel), 4199 nucleotides long. RefSeq names its product cyclin G associated kinase (gene gak). The coding region runs from base 215 to 4162 and encodes 1315 amino acids. Gene Ontology annotation, molecular function: ATP binding; AP-2 adaptor complex binding; protein serine/threonine kinase activity. NCBI's taxonomy places the organism in Eukaryota, Metazoa, Chordata, Actinopteri, Scombriformes, Scombridae. Gene Ontology annotation, biological process: positive regulation of Notch signaling pathway; protein phosphorylation; regulation of clathrin-dependent endocytosis. The record is from RefSeq and is a predicted model, not a curated record. Gene Ontology annotation, cellular component: cytoplasm. The transcript is spliced from 29 exons.